Molecule: messenger RNA, 2573 nt
Organism: Botrytis sinoallii
Lineage: Eukaryota; Fungi; Ascomycota; Leotiomycetes; Helotiales; Sclerotiniaceae
Exons: 6
Coding region: 1-1728 (575 amino acids)
Biological process (GO): fructose metabolic process; fructose 2,6-bisphosphate metabolic process
Cellular component (GO): cytosol
Molecular function (GO): 6-phosphofructo-2-kinase activity; ATP binding; fructose-2,6-bisphosphate 2-phosphatase activity
Source: RefSeq, a predicted model, not a curated record
AUGGCGAGACUGGAGCUCGCCGAUACCUUGUCUACUGAUACUGACCAUGAGCUUAGAACUGCGGAAAUUGCGGCCAAUUCUCCUCGUUUUCGUCGAAGAUCUUCGACUUUCAUCGAUGGAGUCCAUGAUUUGCCAGAUGAGAAGGCCACUAUGGCACCGGCUCAAUUGUAUUCAACUGAGUCAGGUAGACUUUUCCAUUCUGGAAGAAUCGCUAUCGUCCUAGUUGGUCUUCCUGCCCGUGGCAAAACACACAUCUCUGUAUCUCUUUCGCGUUAUUUACAAUGGUUGGGUGUUAAGACAAGAAUCUUCCAUCUAGGAGACUAUCGUCGUGCUACAAUGGGUCCAGGUCAGGAUGUCCCUGAUGACUAUUUCUUUAUCAAUGCAUCUGCUGCUUCAGUUAUGCUUAGACAAAAGAUUCUCAAGAAGUGCCGUGAAGAUAUUUAUGCCUGGCUCAAUCAUGAAAAUGGUCAAGUUGCUAUCUAUGAUGCUGUCAACCCACUUUCUGGUGGUCGCAGAUCUCUGGCAAAAGAAUUUGCUAAACAUGAUGUUCAGACGUUGUUCCUUGAAUCAUAUGUUACGGAUGAAAAGAUACUUCAGGAGAAUGCUCGAAGUGUCAAAAUAUCAUCUCCAGAUGUAAACCUCCCUUCAGAGUGUUGGAAGUACCAGGAUGAUGCUAAGAUACCACAAUCGCAGUUUGUUGGCAUGGAUCCUGAGGAUGCUGCCAAACUUUAUCUCAAGAGGAUUGACAUGAAAAUUCCUCAUUUCGAAACUAUGACUGAACCUGACCUUAACUAUGUUAAAAUGAUCAACGCUGGCGAGCGCAUCGAUUAUAACAAUGUCAGUUUUGGCUACCUUUCCCAUCGGAUCGUCUUCUACCUCAUGAAUCUACAUAUUAAAUCCCGUCAAACAUUUUUCGCUCGUGCAGGCACAUCUAGUCUUGAUGAUUCCUACAAAGCCGAUGCAUCACUCUCUGAUGAAGGCCGAGAAUACGCGAAGAAAAUGUCUGAUGCAUUACUCAAACAUCGUGAAGAGGAAAGAGCGGCUUCUAUCGCAGCAGGUGGUUCUGAUGCACCUCUUAAGCCUCUAACAGUGUGGUCUUCGACUAGAAAGAGAACGGUAGAGACCGCAGAGUAUCUUAAAGGAAAGGGAUUUAGAGUUAGACAGAGAAGUCAAAUGAGUCAGCUGAAUCCGGGAAUUUGUGAGAAGUUGAGUGAGAAGGCGAUGAAGAGACUGUAUCCCGACGAGGUUAGGAUGCAUGAGUUGGAUCCUUAUCAUCAUAGAUACCCGCGUGCUGAGUCAUACCACGAUCUCGCAGUCCGCAUGGAACCAAUCAUUCUCGAGCUCGAGAGAGAACAAAAUGACUUACUGAUUAUUGCUCAUGAGUCUGUUUUGAGGGUUCUUUAUGGUUAUCUUAUGGCUUGUGAUGCUAUGAAUAUUCCUACGCUCAAGUUCCCUAGAAAUGAAAUUAUUGAGAUCAUUCCCGCCUCCUACCAAAACGAAGCAAAACGCAUCCACAUCGAUGGACUCGCACCCGAAAUUAUUCCGGGCUCCCCAGAAGAUAUUAGAAUUCCUGUUCCACCAUCUACUGCUCCUUCGGGCGUUCAAAGUCCCUUUUCGGGGAUCGGAACGCCAGCUUUGGGAGGCAGUGGGGUGGCUACACCUGCCGGGGAGAAGAUUGGAGGAGAGAAAGGGGAGGUGAAAGGAAUCAAUCCUCUGUCGCAAGAUUAGGGGCGAGAGACUUUUUGGGAGAUGUAGGAAGGGGGAGAUGACGAGGGGGAAAAUUGGAAACGGAGGAGAUUGAUCGUUCGAGAUAGGAUGAGAUGAAAAUGAUACGCCAGGAACGCAGAGAGGCAUGCGAAUGUCGGAAAUGGACAUGAAUAUAAAUAUAAGAAGAGCUUUUCUUCACCUCAUCUAUCGUUACGUCGUGUUAUACUGCAAUAUGCUUGAUUUUAUAUUCUAGCCCGUGCCAGCUAGAAUUGAAUAGCGAGCACUGAGUUCUUGAGAUUCAUCGGAUAAUUUCCAUCUAUGAUUCGUAUUCUACGAGCCAUAGGAGUAGGAGCAGGUGCUCGGGGCGUCGCUAAGGUCACGCAGCCAGUGUUCGCGUCUUUAAUUCCCGUUCAUGCAAUCGAUUUUGGUGCUGUUGGGCAACGAAGAAAAUACUGCUAGAAUUCUGAAAUACGAUACACAAGCAUCGAUGUUUCUCUACACUGUAGCAAAGCUAUAAAAGUUUGAGAGAUAAGAAGUGAAGAUUCACACGUUAAUGUCCGAGAAUGGAUGCGCGAAGAAGACAAUUAUUUAAAUAUUAAUUUGAUUCGCAUCUCCAGAAUGAGAUUUAUCUAUCAGUGUGAAUAUAAAGCUCUCAAGCAUCAUGUCCAUCGUGGAAAAGCCAGAUCGGCAUGCACAGAAUUUCAAACAAAACAGCUGGGAUUCGAAGAAAAUCUGCUUUCUCCGGGUUUGUUGAUCCUUCGUCAAAGUUUUGAUGAGUGGCCAGUCUUCGAAUUGCAAUAGUCGCAAGAAAGGCAACGAGCUUAAUGAUGUAGAGAUUGAUAUACACCUUCAACUGAGAAUGCGAU